AUGGCCUCACAGAAGGACCCAGAGAAGAGCUGGGAGGAGCAGAACAGCACAGAGAAGAAGAUGGAGCACCCAAACUGUAGCCCCAAGGAAGAGGAGGAGGAAGAGGAUCACAUGGAGGGGGAGGAUGAUGACAGUGAUGACAGUUAUGACUGUGAGGAGGAGGAGGAGGAGGACGAUGAGGAUUGGGGAGAGGAGGAGGGCCACACCCAUGCCAUCCAGAAGUCUUUCACUUGUGCUGACUGUGGUAAGAGCUUCAGACAGAAGAACCACCUCACCCUGCACCGCCGCGCCCAUACUGUCAAGAAGCUCUUCAUCUGUGGUGACUGCGGCAGGAGUUUCACGAACAACGGCAACCUCGUCACCCAUCGCCGCACGCACACCGGCGAGAAGCCCUUCACCUGCAGAGAGUGCGGCAAGAGCUUCAGCCAGAGCUCCACCCUUAGCCAGCACCGCCUGACGCACACCGGGGAGAAGCGGUUCCGCUGCGCCGAGUGCGGCAGGAGCUUCAGCCGGGGGACGAUGCUCGUCCGCCACUGCCGCGUUCACACCGGCGAGAAACCCUACAGCUGCCCUGACUGCGGCAAGAGGUUCAACCACAGCUACACCCUCGGCCGCCAUCGCCGCACCCAUACCGCUGAGAAGGCCUUCAGCUGUUCUGACUGCAGCAAGAGCUUCAACAGCGGCGCGCGGCUCAGGCAACACCGGCGUGUCCACAGCGCAGAGAAGCUGUUCCCCUGUGCUGACUGCGCUGAGGUCUUCACCAACAGCUCCAGGCUGAUCCGGCACCGCCUCAUCCACACCGACGAGAGGCCCUACAGCUGCACUGACUGUGGCAAGAGUUUCAACAGUGAGUGGAAUCUCACCCUGCACCGUCGUGUCCACAGCGGUGUGAAGCCCUUCACCUGCAGCGACUGCGGCAGGAGCUUCAACCGCAGCUCGAACCUUGCACGCCACUGCCUCACCCACACCAGUAACCGGCCUGCACCUGAGGGCAGUCACAAGUAGACCUGCCCUGGAUCUGUUAGGGUACUUGGGACCCCCCUCGAGAAGGCCUUUCCAGCAGACUGAACCAAAAUCUCCUCUUUUGCCACCUUCAUUUCUCAGGGGCUGAGGGCUCCAGCAGGAACAAAGCCCU
Molecule: messenger RNA, 1135 nt
Organism: Dryobates pubescens (Downy woodpecker)
Lineage: Eukaryota; Metazoa; Chordata; Aves; Piciformes; Picidae
Product: gastrula zinc finger protein XlCGF17.1-like
Exons: 2
Coding region: 1-1005 (334 amino acids)
Source: RefSeq, a predicted model, not a curated record